UCUGGUUUAUUCUUUGGAUUUAGGUUACAGGAAGGCUUUAUCGUGUUAUGGCAGGCUUAUUUAUUCCCUAAUUACACUCAUUCCUUCAUUAUUUCUUACCUUCCUUUUUCAACCCUUAUAUUUUCGCUGUAAUCUAUUGUGUCUAGUUUCAUUUAUAUCCAUGGAAGGCUUUAUCGAAUUAUGGCAGGCUUAUUUAUUCGCUUAUAUUAAUUAUUCCUUCAUUAUUUCUUACCUUCCUUAUUCAGUUCUUAUAUUUUCGCUGUAAUCUAUUGUGUCUAGUUUAAUUUAUGCUGACAGAAUGCUUUAUCAAAUUAUGGCAGGCUUCCAUACCUACUUAUGCUUCCUUUAUUGCUGUGAAGACGAAGCAUGUUUUAAGCAAGUUUUAAUGUCUAUAUUCAUGUUUAGUUCCCACGGCGGUAAAUAUAUUGCUUUCAUUAUAUAGUAACGCUGCCCUAUCUCGCUUCCCGUCACCCACGUUAUGUACGUAAUUGACCUUCAAACCUCCCGGAAAAUAAUAUAAUCAAAGUGUGGCUGGCUGGCUUCUAUAUACUUAUGCUUCCUUUGUUGCUGUGAGGACGAAGAAUGUUUUAAGUAAAUUUUAAUGUCUAUUUUCAUGUUAAAUUCCCACGCCGGUAAAUAUGGUUUCAUUAUAUAGUAACCCGCUCAUAUCUCGCUCCCCGGCGUCACCCACGUUAAUUAACCUUCAAACCGCAGGGAAAAUAACAUAAUCAAAGUGUGUCAUUAUCAAAACCAUAGUAAAGAUCAACCGUCAAAAAACUCGUGAAAAAAUGGUUAUAAUACGUCUGUGUUGCACGAGGACCCGUAGCAACAUUUGGCGCCAAUACGGUAUCUGUUCUCUGCUCUGAUUGGCUGCCGUGCGUCUUGCUGUGCGCUGAUUGGCUGAGAGCCCUGGCCCUUUUUCUCUCGAGCUCUCUGAUUGGUCGGCACUUCAACGUUUUAGCGCAAGUAUGGCCAUCCCGCGUGGGCCCGUCCACCCUCACGGCAUGGCUCCGAGGACACGCUCUUCAUAUUGCCUUUACGAGCUUCCCAGGGCCGCGAGCAGUGUUAUUUGAGGUCAACAAGACAGCAGAUGUAGGCGGUGUAGGUCAGGAGGAGACGACAGCACCAUCACAUGCCUGCCUAAGGCCAGAAAGAUGUCCAGGACAGGGAGGAGGAGGAAGAAGACUGCAGGAGGCUGUGGAAAGGCUUGACACAGCACCUUCACGUGCCUGGCUAAGGCCAGCAAGAUGUGCAGGGCAGGAAGGAGGAGGAAGAGCACUGCAGGAGGUUGUGGAGAGGCGGUGUGGGUGGGCGCAGGAGACAUGACACGGCACCAUCACACACCUGGCUAAGGCUGGGGCAGUAAAGGGAAGAAAAAAGACAAGAAUAAAGAAGAGAAGGUGUCACAUAUAUAUGGGUUACAGGUGACACUGGAGGAGGUGACUCGUUUCGUCUGUCCGGGAGAUCUGAUGUGAAACGUACUGGAGAUGUUGUUUAAGUGUAACAGGCCUGGAAAAAUAUUUAAGUGGAACAUGUGUGCAAAAAUAUUUAAGUCUGAUGUGCUGGGUAAUAUAUUUAAGUGUGACAUGCUGGGUACUAUAUUUAAGUGUGGCGUGCUGGGUACUAUAUUUAAGUGUGACGUCCUGGGUAAUAUAUUUAAGUAUGAUGUGCUGGGUAGUAUAUUUAAGUGUGACGUGCUUUGUAGUAUAUUUAAGUGUGAUGUACUGGGUAAUAUAUUUAAGUGUGACAUGCUGGGUACUAUAUUUAAGUGUGGCGUGCUGGGUACUAUAUUUAAGUGUGACGUCCUGGGUAAUAUAUUUAAGUAUGAUGUGCUGGGUAGUAUAUUUAAGUGUGACGUGCUGGGUAGUAUAUUUAAGUGUGAUGUACUGGGUAAUAUAUUUAAGUGUGACGUACUGGGUAGUAUAUAUAAGUGUGAUGUACUGGGUAGUAUAUUUAAGUGUGACGUGCUGGGUAGUAUAUAUAAGUGUGACGUGCUGGGUAAUAUAUUUAAGUGUGACAUGCUGGGUAAUAUAUUUAAGUGUGACGUACUGGGUAGUAUAUUUAAGUGUGACGUACUGGGUAGUAUAUUUAAGUGUGACGUACUGGGUAGUAUAUUUAAGUGUGACAUGCUGGGUAAUAUAUUUAAGUGUGACGUGCUGGGUAAUAUAUUUAAGUGUGACAUGCUGGGUAAUAUAUUUAAGUGUGACGUGCUGGGUAAUAUAUUUAAGUGUGACGUGCUGGGUAAUAUAUUUAAGUGUGACAUGCUGGGUAAUAUAUUUAAGUGUGACAUGCUGGGUAAUAUAUUUAAGUGUGAUGUGCUGGGUAAUAUAUUUAAGUGUGACAUUCUGGGUAAUAUAUUUAAGUGUGACGUUCUGGGUAAUAUAUUUAAGUGUGAUGUUCUGGGUAAUAUAUUUAAGUGUGACAUUCUGGGUAAUAUAUUUAAGUGUGACGUUCUGGGUAAUAUAUUUAAGUGUGACGUUCUGGGUAAUAUAUUUAAGUGUGACGUUCUGGGUAAUAUAUUUAAGUGUGACGUUCUGGGUAAUAUAUUUAAGUGUGACGUUCUGGGUAAUAUAUUUAAGUGUGACAUUCUGGGUAAUAUAUUUAAGUGUGACAUUCUGGGUAAUAUAUUUAAGUGUGACGUUCUGGGUAAUAUAUUUAAGUGUGAUGUUCUGGGUAAUAUAUUUAAGUGUGACGUUCUGGGUAAUGUAUUUAAGUGUGACGUUCUGGGUAAUAUAUUUAAGUGUGACGUUCUGGGUAAUAUAUUUAAGUGUGACGUUCUGGGUAAUAUAUUUAAGUGUGACGUUCUGGGUAAUAUAUUUAAGUGUGACGAGCUGGGUAAUAUAUUUUAAGUAUUUAAGUAGCACAGACCUUGUGGCCGCAGCGGAGGCUCAGGACGGACCCGCUCGGCGCUGACUGACUGACUCCACGGGUCGAGUGGCCAAGAAGUUUGUCGAGGGGGACGAAGCCAGCAAGUUCAUCAGUGUCUUGUCUUGUUUUGUUGUAGUUUAGGUGAUGUUCACGGUCGUCUUGGGAGUCCACCGCCUGAGGACUUCAAGUGUGCUGAAGGCCAUUGCGAGAAACAUAAGGAGGCCAGAGCUUUCUUUUCAAGCUUGAUAACAUGAGUCCUUUGAUUGUGUUGGCUUUCAAACAGUUGUGUGAGCAUCUACCGUGGCUUCAGUGACAGGCUAGGUAAUUAGUUCUUGUUGUCUUGAGUCUUGAGUCUGUUAGUCCCAAAAAGCUGCUGCUUCUUUUGACCUGUAACGCUUUGUAUCGCUUCUUAGGUCCUCCUCCUCUCGUUCCUCUCUUCUUAUUAAGUGUAGGUGUGCCUGCCAUGGCUUCUACAGGCACUUUAGGGUGGGUGGAGGCAGCAUCAGUCACAGCAAGCACCACAUGGUGCUUGCUGUGACUGCUUCUUCUGGCAGUCUGUUCCACACUUGUACAGCUCUAGGGAACGUGCUGUACAAGUAGCAGUCCACUGAACGUCGGAGGUUGUGUGUGCCUCCUCCUCCGGCGCUUCCCACAGCCUCGCAUCACCCAUCCUGCAGGACACAGGGAACAAGUUGGCAAGGACAUAAAGCAAUGCUCAGCACCCCAUGAGAAGAGGUCAAGUCAGCAUUCCUCCUCCUCCUCCUUUUAGUCAUUCAUCUCUCUCUCUCUCUCUCUCUCUCUCUCUCUCUCUCUCUCUCUCUCUCUCUCUCUCUCUCUCUCUCUCCCCCUCAGAUCUUCCUUCCCCUGUUCCGCUCAUCCACCACUGUUAGUAAACCAGUUUUUGCCUAUGUCCUGUCUGAAUAUAUCCAUUCUACACUCAUUGCUACGUGUCCUACCUGGUUCUCUUAUUAUCAGAACCUUAUUAAUAUUCCCCUUAUUAAAGCCCUUGCAAGAUUGUGUGCUUUCCUGAGAGCGAGGCAAUACAACCCCCGUCAACCAGCAGCUCAGCUAUUAAAUCUCCAACCAGA
Eriocheir sinensis (Chinese mitten crab) is the source of this 3956-nucleotide messenger RNA. RefSeq lists its product as uncharacterized. The record is from RefSeq and is a predicted model, not a curated record. The transcript is spliced from 5 exons. Lineage: Eukaryota; Metazoa; Arthropoda; Malacostraca; Decapoda; Varunidae. Bases 1488 to 2849 code for a protein of 453 amino acids.